Vigna unguiculata (cowpea) is the source of this 1621-nucleotide messenger RNA. Its product is annotated as cytochrome P450 93A3-like. Gene Ontology annotation, molecular function: heme binding; iron ion binding; oxidoreductase activity, acting on paired donors, with incorporation or reduction of molecular oxygen. The record is from RefSeq and is a predicted model, not a curated record. Lineage: Eukaryota; Viridiplantae; Streptophyta; Magnoliopsida; Fabales; Fabaceae.
AUGGCUGAUUGUGGUGAGUAUUUUGUGUUGCUUCUCUUGUGGCUAGCCUCAAUCUUCUUGUUACGUGUAAUCCUCAGGAAGGUUGGUAUGAGGGCACGCCUACCACCAAGUCCUACACCCCUCCCUGUAUUAGGACACCUCCACCUCCUCACCAACCUCCCCCACCAAGCAUUUCACGCCAUCUCCUCACGCCAUGGCCCUCUGGUCUACCUCGUCUUUGGUUCCAACCCCUGUGUUCUUGUUUCAUCGCCCGAAAUGGCAACUCAGUGCCUCAAAACCAACGAAUCAUGCUUCCUAAACCGACCCAAAAGAACAAACUUGGACUACAUCACAUACGGUUCUUCAGAUUUUGUGCUGGCACCCUAUGGACCUUAUUGGAGGUUCAUGAAAAGGGUUUGCAUGACUGAACUCCUCGGAAGCCGCAUGCUUCGCCACCACCUUCCCAUCAGAGCUCAGGAGACAAGGCUGUUCUUGAACACCAUCAUGCAAAAGGCUGGUUCGAGAGAGGACGUGAACGUGGGCAAGGAGCUAGCCAUGCUCACCAAUAACAUAAUCACCAGAAUGGCUUUGAGAAGAAGGUGCUGUGAUGAUGUUGAAGGAGAAGGGCACCAGUUGAUUCAGCUCGUGAAAGAGAUGACUGUGCUUGGUGGGAAGUUCAACUUGGGAGACAUGUUGUGGUUUGUUAAGAAGCUGGAUUUGCAGGGGUUUGGUAAAAAGCUUGAGAGUGUUCGAAGUAGGUAUGAUGCCAUAAUGGAGAAGAUCAUAAAGGAACACGAAGAUGCAAGAAGAAACAAGAGUGGUGAUGGAGAUGAAACAGUGAAGGAUUUACUUGAUAUUCUGCUUGAUAUCUAUGCUGAUGAACAUUCAGAGAUUAGAUUAACCAGAGAAAAUAUCAAGGCCUUCAUUAUGAAUAUGUUUGGUGCUGGAACUGAGACAUCAGCCACUACAAUAGAAUGGGGUUUGGCUGAGCUAAUCAACCAUCCAGAAAUGAUGGUAAAAGCAAGGGAAGAGAUUGAAUCAGUGGUUGGUAAGAAGAGAUUGGUGGAGGAAUCAGAUAUCCCUAACCUUCCUUAUGUUCAAUCCAUAGUGAAGGAAACAAUGAGGCUUCACCCCACAGGACCUUUGAUAGUGAGGCAAUGCACUGAAGAUUGUAAUGUUAAAGGGUAUGAGAUUCCUGCAAAAACCACUGUGUUUGUGAAUGUUUGGGCCAUUGGUAGGGAUCCAAAGUACUGGGAAAACCCACUUGAGUUUAAGCCAGAGAGGUUCCUUGAUGAAGAGGGACGAAUCCCUUUGGAUCUGAAGGGACAGCAUUUUGAACUUUUGUCCUUUGGAGCUGGGAGAAGAAGCUGCCCUGGUGCUUCACUGGCUUUGCAGAUCAUUCCCACAACACUGGCUGCAAUGAUUCAGUGUUUUGAAUGGAAGGUUGGUGAAGAUGGGAAAGGAGUGGUUGACAUGGAAGAGGGACCUGGAAUGGCUCUUCCUAGGGCACAUCCCUUGCUAUGUGUUCCUGUCGUUAGGUUUCCUCCUUUGGUUUAAGGGUAUGUUAAGAUCAACUUUUUCCUAAACAUCUGCACCAAAAAGAAGAUUAAGAAAAUAAGAUGAUAUCAAGUAUCGAUGAAAA